AAAUAUAAUUAAUAUUUUAAUUGAAUAAUAAUAAGAAUUAAAAGAGAAAAAACAUUUUUAUAUGUUGUGAUUAAUAUGAGUAAAAUUUAUAAACAAAUGUUUAACAAUAGUAUUAUACAAAUAAUCGUUAUAACAUGGCUAAUACAGCAACAGCAAUUAACAAUGUGUAUUGCUGCUUGGCAGCCGCUGCAGGCUACAGCAAUGAAUCCUAUUUCAAAACUAGACCAUGGUAUACAAGCUCAACACAAACAACACAAUGUCAGAGAUGACAUUUUACAUAAUAGUACUAGCAUUAGUGAGGACAGCACUACGAACAACAACACAGCUGCUGUGGCUGCAGCAAACAACAAAUUAUAUGUCAACAACACUGAUACCCAAAUGACCCUUAAGCUAAAAGAUGCAACAGCUAGAAAUGUCUAUACUAAAUAUUAUAACAAAACAUUGUUAUUGGCACCCGUUACGAAGACAGCAAAUGAGGACAGCAACAGCAGCAGCAGCAAAAGGACAACUACAAAUAAAACAACUCUUCCCUAUAACACCACAAAACCAACUGAAACUGUAAAGAUUAGUGUCGAAUUAACUAGCACAACUGAAACAUUUGCUGACGGUCAGUUAGCUGCAGAAAUAAUAAGAUCUCAAGAGACACAAACAACUAAUAAUGUUGCAAAUAAAACCCACAACCUAAAUCAUCAUUAUAAUCAUCCCACUAAUACACCUGCAUUAUUAAAUAUAACACAUUUUACUUCUAACACUAAACGCCCUUAUAUGAAGCUUAAACGUAAAACCUUGAUAACAAUGACCACCACUGCUGCUACAGAUUCCCUCAAACUGUCAUUUGCAGAUAAGAGAAAAACUGUAGAAAAGGCAAAACAAACAAUUAUAAACAACUUAAUAAGUAAUAAUAAUAAUUUAAUUAAUAAAACGUAUACAAAGGUAAAAAACGUAAAAAAUGAGAUAAGAGAUAAUACAGAAAAAGGAUUGAAUUCAAGGAUUUUAAAGGAUUUGCCGGGAAAAUAUGUUGAAAAAGCAGCAGCUUUUGUAGACUUAAUUGAAAAAGAUAAAAACCAACAAACUGCCAACGAAGACAGAAGUACAACAAGAACAACACCAAACACCACAAGAGCUCAAAAUUUACACAAAGCGUUGGAAGUGGAAAAAGCUAAUUUAAAUACAACGAAUUUAAGCUUUAAAAAUAAUGAAAAAGAACAAAUUGUUAAUAAUGAAAAAGGUGUUCAAAUGGAUGUAAAUGAAAGCAUACUCAAGGGAGAGAAAAAUAUAAAUUUAACCAUUACUUUAAAAAAGCAAAGCUUUAGUGAAAAUAAGGCUGCAAAAGAUAUCACAAAAGCUUUAACUCUAAGUUCUCAUCUCUCAGAAUCUAAAGAUAAAAACAUCUCUCAGAAGGAAUCGAAAGCAGCUCAACUCACUUUAGAAACUUUAAAUUUAAAGCCGACGAAAAGUUUUAAUGAAAACAACAAGUCUUAUGAGCUUACUGGCAAAAGCUUAGUUCAAAAAAACAACACAAAAGCUAAUGAUUCAGAUAUCUCUUUAGAUGUACUGCAGCUUGAAAGUUUAAGUGAUAACAUCAAGUUCAAAGAGCUUAUAGGCCAAAUCAGUAAUAAAAAGAGCCAUUCAAAAGCUAAUAUAACGAAAGCUUUUGAAGAGCAAAAGCUUUUCCCGCAAUCAUUAAGCUUAGAAACUGAAAGUUCUGUUUCUAAAGGUAAAAAUCCUUCUAGUGACAAUUUACCAGAACUAUCGAAGUCAAUGGAAUAUAAACAUGAUAUAAAAGCUAUAGCUCCUGAACUUUCUAUGAAAGCUAAUAAUCUUAAAUAUUACAAUUCAGAUUCUGAAAGUGAACAUCUGUCGCUAGAGAACAUAAAGGCCGAUAAAAAAGAAAAUUCACCUAAAACUUUAGACAUUUUAUCAACAGACUCAAAGCAAAGCAAUAAUGAUCAAGCAACAAGCUUUCUUCAAGUUGUUAACUUUAAUGCUCCAGAAAAUUUCACUACAAAAAGCUUAAGAUCUCAGAAACUAAACUCUACAGAGAACACACAAACUGCUGACGAGAGAUUAAGAGCUCGUGCAAUACAAACCAAAAGUAAAAAUCUUACAGAAGAGCUUUUUGAUCAUGAAGAUGAAAAUAAAGAUCUUGCAAAAAGCUUUUCAGAUGUGAUCUUACAACAAAAUAAAACAAGUGAAACUUCUAAGAUGUCUGAUUUUAAACAUAUAAAGCUUACGGUGAAAGAAAAUACAAAAGCCAUUACUGAAAGCUUAGAAAAACAGAGUAACAAAAAAGCUUCGGCACUUUUGCAACAACCUAUUACUGAUGAAAUAGACAACAUAACAGACAUCGCAAAUCAGAAACUAAAACUUAAAACAAUUAAAACUAAUCGACCAACUUUGGCAAAACAAAAACAACAUUCCUUAAGAUCCACUUUGUUAAGAGAAAAACGUUUCAAAGAGAAAAACUUAAACCCGAACAAACCCACACAAACUUUAGUAAAUCUUACAAAACCACAACUAGAAAAUAGCACCGAAAGUUCUUACGACUAUAUCAAUGACAACAGAACAACUGAACAGCAACAUAUGGUGACUCCUUCGGCAAUUACCGAUACCAUAAAAAAAUCCAAAAUCGAAUCUCUAAUGCCAAAUGAUACAAAAUCAAUUAUUGUCGUUGUUGAAAACAAAAAACAAAAUAUAUCUAAAAAUGAAAGCGUUGAAUUGGAAACAGCGGAUGAACGUAAAUUAAAUUUUACUGAUGAACAAAAAAUAUUGCCAAUCAAUACAACAACUAAAGGAAAUGGCAAUAACAUGAUGGUAAUUGAGAAUAAAAUGAAUAACAAACAGCUGGAUGCGAAGGAAAGACAGUCAAAAGAUUACAAUAAAAACCAAAAUAUUCAACUUAUUGAUGAGGAACAUGUUGUCAGUGAAAUUAAUGGCAUUAAUACGAUGACAACAGCCUCAACAGCAGUAGUGGAAGAUAAAACGACAGCAACAACUUCUAAAACAUACUUAAUCACAACUCCUACAACUGUUGAAACAUCAGACACAGCAGUGUCAAAACAAAUAUUAUUGGAAUUGCCAACAACAGUUGCACAACCUCGCACCACCACCACCGCCGCCACCCUCUCUACAUCACGACCAUUUUCUAUAUUUACUGAAAGCCUUCAAAAUACUACCGUAGCUAACUUAUUUACCACUACUAAUGGACCCUUAUCAAUACAUGAUUUAGUUAAUACUAGAUUAAACACAGUUAGUGUUGAUAUCGAAACUAUACCAACUACUUAUACAACUACAACACUAAUGCAAUUAGUUUCUACAACAUCAACCGCAACAUUACCACCAUUCUCCUAUAAUUCUACUCUAACAUCAUAUCUGAGUUCACCACCACCAUCACCACCCUCCUCACUGCCAUCAUUAGCAGUAUCGUCGGCAUCAUCUGCUGCAGUGUCUUCUAUGUCUAGUUUAUAUAACAACAACUUUGCCACUACUUCCACUACUAGCACACCCUCUUGGCCCGUCAAACAUGCCUCCGUAAUGGAGGGUAAUGUUAUUUUAGGCGGUCUUAUGAUGGUUCACUCACGUGAGGAUAGCAUUACCUGCGGCCCCAUUAUGCCUCAGGGUGGUAUUCAAGCUCUAGAGGCUAUGCUUUAUACUUUGGAUCAGGUUAAUAAACAACAAUUGUUGCCCAAUAUUACAUUGGGUGCUCAUAUUUUGGAUGAUUGUGAUAAGGAUACUUAUGGUUUGGAAAUGGCUGUGGAUUUUAUUAAGGGUUCCAUUAGCAACAUAGAUGAUGCUGAAUAUCAUUGCAAUAAGACAACUGUACGAAAAGUUAUUUCCGGUGUAGUGGGUGCUGCCUCAUCGGUAACUUCUAUACAAGUGGCAAACUUACUUAGAUUGUUUCGUAUACCACAGGUCUCCUUUUUCUCCACCAGUCCUGAGCUAAGCAAUAAACAACGUUUUGAAUAUUUCUCACGAACUAUACCCUCGGAUCACUAUCAAGUUAAGGCCAUGGUGGAAAUUGUUAAGCGCAUGGGUUGGAGUUAUGUAUCCAUUAUAUACGAAGAAAGUAAUUAUGGCAUAAAGGCUUUCGAGGAAUUGGAAGAAUUGCUGGCCCGUCAUAACAUUUGCAUUGCUGUUAAAGAGAAACUAGUUAAGGAUUCUGGUGUGGCCGACGAAAUUGCAUACGAUAGUAUUGUUCAAAAGCUACUGACCAAACCACGAGCACGUGGUGCCAUAAUAUUUGGUUCCGAUCAGGAAGUACGUGAAGUAAUGCGUGCCGUGAGACGUAAUAAUGCCACUGGCGCCUUUUCAUGGAUUGGCUCGGAUGGCUGGAGUGCACGUAACUUGGUGUCGGAUGGCAAUGAGCCAGAGCUACAAAUACAAAUACAAAUUUAUGGAACAUUCAGCGUUGGUUUCUGCUUCACCGUAGUCUAUGCAGCUUUGCUCACAAAAACAAAUCGUAUUGCACGCAUUUUUAAAGCCGGCAAACAAUCUGCCAAGCGGCCUUCAUUUAUUAGUCCCAAGUCACAGUUGGUUAUUUGUUCGUUUUUUAUUUCCAUACAGAUAUUAAUUAAUGGUGUUUGGAUGUUAAUAGCACCAUCACAUGCCAAACAUUAUCAUCCAACACGCGAAGAUAAUCUAUUGGUUUGUGAUUCGUACAUCGAUGCCUCGUAUGUUAUAGCUUUCUUUUAUCCCAUUGUACUGAUCGUGGUGUGUACUGUGUAUGCGGUGUUGACACGCAAAAUACCAGAGGCUUUCAACGAAUCAAAACAUAUCGGAUUUACAAUGUACACCACAUGUGUCAUUUGGCUGGCAUUUGUUCCAUUAUAUUUUGGUACGGCUAAUCAUGUACCUUUGAGAAUAACAUCAAUGUCGGUGACAAUAAGUUUGUCGGCCAGUGUUACCAUUGCUUGUCUAUUUUCUCCCAAGAUUUCUGUGCUAAUUUCCGUAGUCUAUUCUACGGACUUGUCUGUGUCCAUCUUCUAUACCAACAGAUAG
Lucilia cuprina (Australian sheep blowfly) is the source of this 4998-nucleotide messenger RNA. Its product is annotated as kinesin-related protein 12-like. The transcript is spliced from 10 exons. Gene Ontology annotation, molecular function: G protein-coupled receptor activity. The record is from RefSeq and is a predicted model, not a curated record. Gene Ontology annotation, biological process: G protein-coupled receptor signaling pathway. Bases 76 to 4998 code for a protein of 1640 amino acids. Gene Ontology annotation, cellular component: membrane. Lineage: Eukaryota; Metazoa; Arthropoda; Insecta; Diptera; Calliphoridae.